CACAAAAUCAACAAAUAUUCAUCGCACAUAAUGAUCUUCCGCACAACUGUUCAACAAUGCAAAGCCGGUGGUUCAUUUUGAUUGCGUUCUUGGUCAGCUCGACUGUUGCUCACACCCCGAAAUUGGACCCAUCAUGUAGCCAGCUGUCAACUACCAAGCGAGCCAGAGAUUGCUGUUCGAUUCCCGUAAUAAUCAAAAAAUCCCUCAUCGAUACCUGUGCCACUCAAAUAGAAAGCAAAGGAUUGAAUUCGACAAAUCCGGAAUAUGUUCAGUGCAUAGCCGACUGUUGCGCCAGAGAGCUGAAGCUGUACAGUAACAACAACAAGAACAGCACCAUCGUUUCGUUGAAUAAAGCUGCGGUAAAAAGUUUCAUGGUUGAAACUGUUGGGGCGGAUCCAAAUUUUGCUCCGAUGCUCGAUGAGUUGUUCGACGAUUGUUACAACCAGCUGAGGCGAGUCCCGCUAAACCAUCAGCGAACUGCGAGUUGCAACUACCGACCGCAGUUCAUGAAAAAUUGCAUCGAACGGGGCCUGUUUAAGGACUGUCCAAGCGCAAGCUCCAUCAAUGGUACCGGAUGUGACGAGCUCAACGAAAAGCUGUUCAAGGGAUGUCCGUUUUAUAUGAUUGAAUAG
Molecule: messenger RNA, 632 nt
Organism: Uranotaenia lowii
Lineage: Eukaryota; Metazoa; Arthropoda; Insecta; Diptera; Culicidae
Product: general odorant-binding protein 67-like
Exons: 4
Coding region: 57-632 (191 amino acids)
Source: RefSeq, a predicted model, not a curated record